CACGCUGCUAAGGUCCGCCUCUGAUUGGUUGACAGGCCGGUGAUGGCUCCGCCCCUCGGAAGCUGCAGCUGAUAUUCUUGAAUUCUCCUCAGUGAAGGAAGAGAAACAACAGAAACCGACUAGUUUGGUCCACUUGCUUCGGACUGAAGCCUCACCAGCUUGUCCAGUUUCGUUUUUGCGUUGCAUUAAUUUCAAGCACUUUGUUUGAAGUUUUGUUUGGCAUACUUUUUUUUCUUCUUCUUCUCGCAUUAUCGAUUUGGUGCCGAGCUGAAAACCUGGACGGCAGGAACCUGAACGUGAAGAGAGCCGGUCCGGGUCACUGUGGGAUGACGCUACUGGACCUCAGCAAGACGCUCUGGUUCUUCUGACAGAUGAGUGACGAAAGCAGCAGCACCUCUUCCUCCCAGUUGGUGGAGGACUUCGAGGGGGAGCCGGACGAGGAGGUGGACAGCGAUGGAGGGAAGAACCAGACGGGACAGCGCGGCCCGACCGCGCUGUCCGGCUUCGCCUCUCUGCGUGCCGUCAUCCGCAUCAAGCAGAAGUACCAGGCCAUGAAGCUGCGGCGUCAGGAGAUGGCCCACAGCCUGGCGGCGGCGGGCAGCCUCGCCGGGGCUCCAGGCCGAACCAGCCCCAAAAUCUUCACCUUCGAGGUUCCUGCCUUUCCUUCUGUCCCUCAGAAGAAGAAGAGGAGGAGGAAGAGGCGAGUGCUGUUUCCCAACGGCGGGCCACGCAAAACGAUGCCCAAGCAGGAGCGCAGCCGGGCCAUGUACUGCCUCUACCUGCUGUUCGCUAUAGUCUUUGUCCAGGUGUACAACGCCAUAGAGAACCUGGACGACCACGUUCUCCGAUACGAUCUGGAAGGCUUGGAGAAGACUCUGAGGCGCGAGGUGUUUGGCCAGCAGGGGGCGGUGGAGGGCCUGGUGCACCACCUGAAAGACUACCUGUCCACAUACGUACACAACAAGCCGCUGGUGGUGUCCGUCCACGGGCCCAGCGGGGUGGGAAAGAGCCACCUGGGCCGCCUCCUGGCCGGACACUUCCGCUCGGUGGUGGGGGACACCCUGGUGCUGCAGUACUACGUGCUCCACCACUGCCCCCAGGAGGCGGAGGCCAUGCAGUGCGCGCGCAACCUCUCCUCUCUCAUCUCGGAGAUGGUGGAGAAGGCGGAGGAGGAGGAGAAGAUCCCGCUCUUCAUCUUCGACGAGGCCGAGCACAUGCACGUGGAGAUCCUGGACGUGCUGCUGCAGCUCGUCGCCUCCAAGCAGUCCAACGAAUACCUGAACGCCAUCUACCUGUUCCUCAGCAACCUGGGCCACACACACAUCACCAAACACAUGCUGCAGAACUCCUCCAGCAUUUCCUCCGGCCGUCACGGCAACCUGGUCAAGGAGCUGACUCCCAUUUUGCGCAACACGUUGGAGAAGCAUCACCCGCUGUGGACCGAGGCCGACAUCUUGCCCCUGGGACUUCUGGAGAAAGGCCACGUGAUGGAGUGCUUUUUGGAAGAAAUUACCCGAGAGGGCUUCUACCCAGACCACAGCAACAUCGAACGCCUCGCGGGGGAGAUCGAGUACUACCCUGUAGUCGCAGGGCGCGAAUAUUCCCAGUCGGGCUGCAAGCAAGUGGUGGCAAAGGUCAAUCUGCUCUGAAACGCUCUUGCGGGAAACCUUUGAAAAAAUGUUUUUCUUUUACAUUCCUUUUAUCCAUGAAGAACAAAAGUGGGAGGGGAGAGCAAGAGAGUGAUGAAAUCUGAAACUUGAAAAGGCAGAACUGAAAACCCAAAGUCAUCAGCAGGAGCCAGAGCUGGAGGUUUUCCAGACAGAUGGGAAAUAAAUCCUGUGAAAAUAUUCCAAACCCUCCUUACAGGGUCGGUCCACCCAAAUGACAUCACAUUAUUUAUUACUUACCACUGUUAGCAUCUCUUUCCAUUCAGUACAUUUACUGAACCAGGAUAUGGCUAAUUCAAAAAUAGACUUCAUGGAUAUCAAUUAAUAGGCUAAAUAUGACUUAAUGCAUACAUUACUAAGUCUAAUAAUUAAUGUUAUUAGAUUUACUUAGGGUUAUUAUUAUUAUUAUUCAUGCCAGUAUGAAAUUCUCAUGAGAUGAUUGAGUUUAUGUUAUUCAGGUAUUUACUGGACGUGCUGCAUAAUCUGCUUGCUUUUUGCUUUUAAACAGAAAAGCUGUUGCAGCUUAACUAUAAUAUUGAUAAUAUUAUGACAGAAAUAAUAAUCUUAUCUAUACCAUUAUUAUAAACAGAUUUAAGCAGUUUAAGAGCAACUUUCAAAGAGGCAUUCUUAUUAUGUAGAGUUUUAUACUUUUUUUAUUGUUCCUCUUCUUGGAGUCUAGGAAGCUAGCUAGCUGGCUAAUUAGCUAGGCCAUUUGCGCAGGUAGCUAGCUUGCUAACAACGCUAUUUUAGUAAAACUGAUAUGUAGCCCAGUUGAUAUGUAGUUGUAGCCUUUCUGUAGGCUACAACUACAGGAUGUUGUUUCAACCAGCUGACAGUAGAGUCUUGGUUAAAAUGAUACAGAACAUUUUAGUGGCUGUAACCAACAAAUGGUCAUAUUCUAACCUUUUAGCUAGCAUUACACUACAAAUCAAGUUAUUGUAUUUUCUUUUUUUUUUUUUUCUAAAUUUGAAUUUAUUUGAAUAAUUUCUUUCCAAGGUAUUUAUUUUCAUUCCUGCCAUUAUGUGACUUUUUCUGCACUGGUAGCUCCAACCAGAACCUCUUGUAUUUCGUUUGGUUUCAGUAUGAAGCUAACCAGCGCAACCUUUUGUCAUUAUAUUAAUCACAGAUGAAGGGAGGUCGAUAAGGGUGUGUAUUUGGGUCACGGUUGGUUUGAAUUUCCUUAAAAGUCUUCCAAGUUCACAAGAAAAGCUUUCAUCAGGAAACCACAUUUGCACAAUGCAAGGUGGGUGUGCUGGACUAAAAAAAGACAAAUGUACCUUCACAGCUGUAUUUAGACCUGAAUCAGUUAUUUAGAUUCUUUCUCAGAUCUAAAAUAACUGAGAGCGAAUUGGAUCAUAAGUAUUGUUGCUAGCAUGAGGUAACUUUGCUGCUGUUGCACAGAAAUUUCCCCCAAAUACUUUUCUAUUCUAUUAUGUCGGAAUCUCUUUGUAAACUUAAAAAGGUGAUGUUUGUAAAAUCGUAAAAUCUUUGGCAGAUUUUUAAAUGUUUAAGUUUGAAUUUAGAGCUGCACAUUUUUAAAACUGAGACCUCUGGUCUCCAGACGAUACCAGGACCCUUCUGGGACCCAUGUGGGUGGAUCUUAAAGUGCACACAAACUUGGUAUAAUGUCAAGAUUUUGUGAUGUAAAAAAAAGAUAACUUCAGGACUUUUUCUUCCUAUACUGUGAAAUGUGUGCUCUGCAAUUCAACAAAAAAAAAAAAAAAAAAAAAAAAAAAAGAAGCCAGGGGUGGAGAUUUAAAAAGAAAAAUGCAAACGCUUGGUUUUGUUAUUUAUAUAUGUAUUUUUGCUAUGUGUCUGUAAAUUGGGUGGACUAAUCCUUGAACCGAAGUAGGCAGCUCAAACAGAAAUGACUCCAUAAGGACUGAAGAACAUGCAUUACUUGAUGCUGCAUUACCACAAAAGGAAAGUGGAGCUUUUCUUCCAGGACCUACUAAACCACCAGGCUGAGACGUUUCUCAUUCGCUGAUCAUUAAAACCAAAAGUCCUGUUCUGUGAUAAGGUCCAGCCUGAACCCAUCAUGCAAAUCAUGCAGGAGAAGCAACAGAAGGACGCUCUUUAUUUCUGCCAGCAGUGACGUGACUUUUGCUCGCAUUCGAUCAUUUCUUUAAAACACGACCCGCGUUACAAGACCAGUUUAUUUAUUACACAUUCAAAAACGCUUUUAUGAUUCACGCCGAGUUUACAAUGGAGGGGCUGAACUCGGAGUCGGCACAGACCCACGCCAGCAGUCUAAAUGUUUUCGUGGAGUUGAGAGGUUGGAUUUUUUGUUGCUGUUGUUGUUCAGUCAUCUUCGUGUUAAUGUACCGUGUCAAUAAAAGUCAUUAAUACGCUUUAUAAA
Molecule: messenger RNA, 4026 nt
Organism: Xiphophorus couchianus (Monterrey platyfish)
Lineage: Eukaryota; Metazoa; Chordata; Actinopteri; Cyprinodontiformes; Poeciliidae
Gene: tor4aa
Product: torsin family 4, member Aa
Exons: 3
Coding region: 372-1649 (425 amino acids)
Cellular component (GO): endoplasmic reticulum lumen; nuclear envelope
Molecular function (GO): ATP hydrolysis activity; ATP binding
Source: RefSeq, a predicted model, not a curated record